This is a messenger RNA of Linum trigynum, 1413 nucleotides long. The record is from the annotation of a GenBank genome assembly. NCBI's taxonomy places the organism in Eukaryota, Viridiplantae, Streptophyta, Magnoliopsida, Malpighiales, Linaceae.
AUGAUGUUGGGCGUUCUCAAGAGGAGAGUCGCUUCUGGUGGCGCAUCUUCUUCGAUAUUGAAGCAGUCUUUGCAGAACGUUCGAGCUGCAGCAUCUACGCCUAGAGCCGCUUCUGUCGCUGAGACAGAGGUUUUACUUGCUCCAAGAGGCAUUGGACAUGUCCGGAAUUAUAGUCGCCUUGUUUUGCCAGGUUCUACAGUUAGUUUGACGCCCAAAAGGGAUGUUUUUUCAACCAUAGACCUGACGGGCACUAAGCAAAUUUGGAGCAAGGGCUUUUCGUCUGAUAGUGCGGAUUUGGUUGAGGCUGUUGUACCUUUCAUGGGUGAAUCUAUUACUGAUGGCACUCUGGCUACAUUCUUGAAGAAACCUGGUGAUAGGGUGGAAGUUGAUGAACCCAUUGCACAAAUCGAGACAGAUAAGGUGACAAUUGAUGUUGCUAGUCCGGAAGCAGGUGUGAUAAAAGAGUUUGUUGUGAAAGAAGGAGAUACUGUGGAGCCAGGAACCAAGGUUGCUAUCAUUUCAAAGUCUGGUGAAGCGGCUCAUGUUGCUCCAUCUGAAAAAAUACCCGAGAAAGCUGCUCCAAAGCCAUCUGAAAAGAAAGAAGAGGUAAAGCAGACACCUAAACCUGAGGUUGCUGCAGAGAAGCCCAAGAAAUCAACUGCGGCUGCAUCAACUCCUAAACAAACUGCUUCAGAACCUCAACUUCCCCCCAAGGACAGAGAAAGACGUGUUCCAAUGACAAGGCUUCGCAAAAGAGUUGCGACCCGAUUGAAGGACUCGCAAAAUACUUUUGCGUUGCUGACAACAUUCAAUGAAGUUGAUAUGACUAAUUUGAUGAAGCUUCGCUCCGAGUACAAGGAUGCUUUUUAUGAAAAGCAUGGUGUGAAGUUGGGGCUUAUGUCUGGGUUCAUCAAGGCUGCAGUCUCCGCACUCCAGCAUCAGCCUGUUGUAAAUGCAGUCAUCGAUGGGGAUGAUAUCAUAUAUAGGGAUUACGUAGACAUUAGUAUAGCUGUUGGGACUCCAAAGGGUCUUGUUGUGCCAGUAAUUCGCAAUGCGGACAGGAUGAAUUUUGCUGAUAUUGAGAAGGAGAUUAAUACUCUUGCUAAGAAAGCAAAUGAUGGAACCAUUUCAAUUGAUGAGAUGGCAGGAGGUUCAUUUACCAUAUCUAAUGGUGGUGUUUAUGGAAGCCUUUUGAGUACUCCCAUCAUCAACCCUCCUCAGUCUGCAAUAUUGGGGAUGCACUCGAUUGUGAGCCGCCCAGUGGUUGUUGGAGGCAAUGUUCUCCCAAGGCCGAUGAUGUACGUUGCUCUCACCUAUGACCAUAGGCUGAUUGACGGGAGAGAGGCUGUGUUCUUCUUGCGCCGCAUCAAGGAUGUGGUGGAGGAUCCUCGCAGGCUGCUUCUUGACGUCUAA